This is a messenger RNA of Rhizophagus irregularis DAOM 181602=DAOM 197198, 1392 nucleotides long. RefSeq lists its product as uncharacterized. NCBI's taxonomy places the organism in Eukaryota, Fungi, Glomeromycota, Glomeromycetes, Glomerales, Glomeraceae. Gene Ontology annotation, molecular function: FAD binding. The record is from RefSeq and is a predicted model, not a curated record.
AUGUAUCAAGAAAAAGUUCCAACUGUAAUUAUUAUCGGUGCAGGUCCAGGAGGGCUUACUCUUUAUCAUUCUUUGAUAAAAAAUAAAGAUAAAAAAGAAUUCAAUGUAAAGAUUUUUGAACGAGAAUCUGGUCCUAAAGAUCGAUGGCAAGGUUAUCAUGUAGGAUUUACAUCUCAUGGAUUUCGAUCACUUAUGAAUUGUAUUCCAUCCUCAGUCGCUUUGAACCUUCCAAAAGCAAUUCCAAACCCAGUUCCUGAUGUAGAACAUCAUGGAGUUUCAGCUAAUGAUCACGAGGGAAAUCUUUUAUUAAGACCCCCAUUUAAACAAUUUAAAAAUAUUUAUGAAAUCGCAGAAACUCCCGAUCGUUUUCUAUCAAUGACUGUUGCUUAUCGUGAUAGACUUAGAGAUGUUUUAUUAGAAAAUGUUCCAGUUCAAUGGGGUAAAAAGCUUGUCAGAUAUGUAGAAACUAACGAAGGUGUUUGGGUAAAUUUCGAGGACGGUUCACAAGAAUUUUGUGACAUUUUAGUUGAUGCAAGUGGAGUUAAUUCUCCAGUUCGAAAGCAAAAAUUACCGGAAUUACAAAUUAACGAUAUUGGAGCAACUUAUGUUGUUGCAAAUAUCGUUGUGCCUAAACAUCUAAUGGACAGGCUAACUAAAACUAGUGGAAAUAGUUUAGUUCAAAAAACACUUGGAUUAAAUGGAGAUGCAACACUCAUUGCAUUUCGUUUAAUUUCAAUUGAACAAGAACAAAAUUACGAGAAUAAAAACAAUUCUGAUGAACUUCAUUAUAGAACAACAAUAGCAUAUUUCUAUUCCAGUGAAUUAGAUAAUGAUGAAACUGAAAAAAUUAAAGUUGAUGAUAAUAAUCCUGCAUCAGUUGUUGAACAUGUUAAAAAUAUGAUUCGAAAAUUAAGGCCAGAGAAUGAAAUGACAGAUAUUUUAUUAGAACUAUGGGAUUUAGCUCCUAAAGCAGUUCCAAAAGAGUCAGAAAAUUAUCCAUUUAAAACUUAUAAUCCAAUACAACGAAGACAAAUACGAGAUAUCAAUCCAUUAACUAUUAAUUCGUGGACAAGUAGCCGAGUUACAUUAAUUGGAGAUGCAGCACAUGCUAUGAGUCCUUUAUUAGGAUUAGGAACAACACAUGCUAUUCAAGAUGCUGAAGCUCUUUCUCAAGCGUUACUUAACUAUUCCCCGGAGAAUUAUAUUUCUUGUAUUAAAGAAUAUGAAAAUAAAAUGUUAAAACGAGCACCUGUUGAUGUGUUAAAAUCUAGAGACGCUACAAUAAAUCACAUUACACCAGUUGGAUAUUUUGGUCUUAUUAUUAGAAAUAGUGUACUAAAGACUACAAACUUUUUAAUGAAAGUUCGUGAUUUAGUUAUGAAUAUUAUUUAA